AGAGAGAGAGAGAGAGUCAGGAUUCCUACUUUCCCCCGUUGAUCGAAACACAGAGCUGUAUAGAGCAGAAGUUCAGGACGCGCAGCUCCGGCCACUGGAAUCUGGAGGUUUCACUUUUUUAUCAUAAGUGACGCGUUUAUUUCAGGCGGAUCCGUAUCGGACUUCUGCUAUAUGUUGGAUGCGAAAUAAGGCGUGAUUAAUGAGCGAUUGAAACAUUUCUCAACCUGCAGCUGUAGAUCCCGGUGCGCCGAGCGCGUUUCUCUCCACGGAUCGUACGCGCGGAUCGUGCGCCUUUACGCAUCGGGUGGAUUUUUGCGCACGGGAGUGUUGCGAUGUCGCGGACACCUGUCGUGAUUUUCACUUCUCUGUGUCUUCUCUUCUUUACGCUGUCAUGUGCCGGAGAUGUGAAAUCGCGCAGCUGCGGCGACGUGCGCCAGGCGUACGCGGUCAAGGGGUUCAGUCUACAUGAUGUGCCACAUCAGGAGAUACCAGGUGAACAUCUGCGAGUUUGUUCUCAGGGGUACACCUGCUGCACCUCAGCGAUGGAGGAGAGACUCGGCCAGCAGAGCAAACAGGAGUUUGACAGAUUAGUAGAAGAGAGCAGCCACACCAUACGGACCACGUUUACCUCCAAACACAAGAAGUUUGACGAAUUCUUCCUGGAGUUGCUGGACAACUCGGAAAAGUCACUCAACGACAUGUUCGUGCGCACGUACGGCAAACUCUACACGCACAACUCGGAGAUGUUCGAGGACCUGUUCUCCGAGCUCAAGCGCUAUUACACGGGCGGGAACGUCAAUCUGGAGGAGAUGCUGAAUGACUUCUGGUCCAGACUUCUGGAGAGAAUGUUCCAGCUGCUCAACUCACAGUACACCUUCACUGAUGACUAUCUGGAGUGCAUCAGCAAAUACACCGACCAGUUAAAACCCUUCGGAGACGUGCCGCGUAAGCUCAAGGCUCAGGUCACCAAGGCCUUCAUAGCGGCGCGGUCGUUCGUUCAAGGACUCAUGGUGGGUCGGGAAGUGGCCAACAGGGUGGCCAGGGUCAAUAUAUCACCGGCGUGCAGCAAAGCGCUGACCAGAAUGUUGCACUGCCCGUACUGUGGAGGAAUGCCAGAACUCAAACCCUGCGCCAACUACUGCCAGAACGUCAUGAGAGGAUGUCUGGCCAACCAGGCCGACCUCGAUCCCGAGUGGAACCUCUUCAUUGAUGCCAUGCUGCUGGUUGCCGAUCGGCUGGAGGGACCCUUCAACAUCGAAGCCGUCAUGGAACCGAUCGAUGUGAAGAUCUCAGAAGCCAUCAUGACCAUGCAAGACAACAGUAUGCAGGUCUCAGAGAAGGUUUUUCAGGGAUGUGGUCAUCCUAGACCAGCAGGAGUGGGCCGAUCGGCCCGCGGGAUCUCGGAUGUGUUCAACAGUCGUUUCAGACCGUACAGUCCAGAAGAGCGGCCCACCACGGCAGCGGGGACGAGUAUGGACAGACUGAGGAUUGUUUGGAGGACGAUGCAACACAGCGUGAUCGACAUAAAGGAGAAGCUGAAGCAGUCGAAGAAGUUCUGGUCGGCUCUUCCGGACGGCAUCUGUGAGGAGGAUAAAGUGACCGACCCUGAUGAGGAGCAGUGCUGGAACAGUCACACUAAAGGAAGAUAUUUUCCUGAAGUUGUGAAAGAUGGUCUUACGAAUCAGCUGAAUAACCCAGAGGUGGAGGUGGACAUCACCAGACCGGACACGUUCGUCCGACAGCAGAUCAUGACCCUCAGAGUGAUGACCAACAAGUUACGGAAUGCUUACAACGGGAAAGACGUCUACUUUCAAGAUUCAAGUGAUGAGGAGAGCGGUUCGGGCAGUGGGAGUGGCUUCACAACAGAACCCGAGGUGGUGCACACGGAGCCUCCGAUGGUGGAAGCCGACAUCAGCGAACCUCAGCCGGCGGCGGACGCGGCCCGCCGACAGACCCCGCAGGUGCAGAUCGUAAUCGCCGUGACCGCGCUCGUCUCACUCGUACUGCAAUGGAGAUAAUGGCAGGAGGAGGCAACAGCCACACGGACUUUAAGACAGACGCAGCGGCGCUCUCGGCACGCUGUUAGCUUUUGCCUCACCAGACUGGACGUUUUCCACAAAAAGCCCACGAGAGACGGAGAACAAGCUCGCUGGCUGGACGUGCGGAGAGAAGGAGAGUAAACAUUCGCAUCCUGCUUGUUCCAAAGAAUGCUUGGUGCAAUCACAGAUCAGCUUCUAUUUCGCCUCUCAUUUUGACCUUAAAGGUGACGUGUGUCAUUUUUCCCGACGGUGAGUUUUCCCCGGCAGAGAUGAUGAUCCGUAAGUCGAUUCCCCUUCUCAAAGUGUAAACGCUCUGCGCUUUUCAAACUUUGCUCUGUUUGUUUGAGCAGCCCACCAGCCCGACGGAUUUCACGAUAGCGCUCGUUACUUUGGCGUAAAACUGACACGCUUCACCUUUAAAAGAAAAACGAGCUUUUUCGGACGAUAAGUGGUUUGCCGCAGAAACGCGACCACGUUUGCGUCGGGAAACGAAUGGGAGUAAAAUGAGCUUUUCUACCGCGUAAAAUGAGAGACGAACGACAUGCGCUCUGGUGUUUUUAAGUUCUCCCCCGUUGAAUUCAUACAGUACGAUAAAAACUGAAGAUGCAAAGUAAAAAAAAAGUAAACUGAAUCUUGUUUAUGUACCACUGUGAGAAUGCACGAGGAGGUCAUGAGUGUUUUUAACUGUGAUUUUCACACAAUUCUGGCGCUUUUGAGUUGAAGGCAUUUUGUUCGUCCAUUGGCGGUGGUUUUAUGAGGUUGAUGUUUUAGGUUUAAGGAGUCUGCUAGAGUUUCCCUGAGGGCUGCGCCUGCUUCAUUCAAAUCAAAUGAUCCAUAUCUUAAUAUAUGAGAUUUUAGUUAUAAAGCAUUUUCUUACAGAGAAAGAUUUAUUUAUAUUUCUAAUAUAAUUCUAUAUUUUGGCUUUAGCGACUUUUAUUCUAACAAACGGUGCUUGCUAAAGGAUAUAUUUUCCCCUUUUCGAUGCAAGCAUGACGUUAUUUUCUGAAUCGAUUCAAACGCUGGUUUCAAAGGUGCAAGUCCGUCUUUUGAAGGGAAGUUUGGGACGUCCUGGAAUUCUGGGAUCUUGAUCUUGGAUGUAAAUUGGGCUGGAUCAGUAUUGAAUCCGCUUGCAUCUGAAUGCAUCAUAUAAAGUGUUCAAAUCUAACAGACCCCUGUUGUUUUCAUGCACAUUUAUAUAGUCUUCAUUAUAAUCAAUUUUGUAUUCACAACCCUCAUCUAUGACACCAUUUGAUUUUCAGUCUGUACGUGUUGAUAUGUAGACCUUCACAUUUACAAAUAUACUUUAUUGUGAAUCAAUGGACCACAUGGACCAUGCAGAACAAACGUCUGCGGAAACUCUUCGCAGCCGUAGAUCCCUCAGUAAAAGAUGAUGUCGUGAUUUCUUCCGGAUGGUUUUGGCAGUGCAGUAGAGUUCUGCAGGUGGUUCGUGAGGUCCAGCGAGUCAGGGCGUUACUCUAUGAAUGUUUCAAUGGCACUUUCUUCUGUUCUGUCUGUUGGUAUGAAUGUUCCCAAGAGUUCAGAUGACAUUUGUACAGAUGACGAUAUCACUCAGACCUCCCGUUAUGAACGCUGGCAUGUUUAACAUGUGGGUUUAUGACAAACGCAUCCAUCGUUGAGACCUGACUGCUUCAGUCUUUUCGUCGAAGAUCACGUUCUCUUCUCAUGGUGAAAUGCCCAUGUGGCGCGUCGGUGAAUUCGCUGUUAAAAUCAGAAAGGUUCUGGAGGUGCUUUGUGUUUCGUACCUGAGUACCUUCAUCCGUCCUGAGAUACUUUCUUAAAACAGUUCUCGUUUGAGUCAAAUUUGAACUAAAAUAACUCUGGAGGAAUAAAAAGAGAGUCAUCAAAUGAGAGUGUAAUUGUGUAAACACAUGAAGAGUGUGGAGGUGUUGAAUGAAUGUAGAUUGUCGAGGUCAAAUAGUCUGGAUUCGAGUCAAUGUGAUGAGUUCAUAUGGAGAUCUUCACUAAUAUUGACUGUUGAUUGCAGACGAGACAAAUCUGAGCUCAUGGUUCCACAAAGAACCAUCUCUUUCUUAAACUCUUGAAAGUGAAGGUGCUUCAUGAUGCCAUAGAAGAACCUUUUGGUUCCAUAAAGAACCUUUAACAUCCGAAGAACCUUUCUGUUGAAUAAAAGGUUCUUUGUGGCGAAAAAGCUUCUUCAGAUCAUGAAAAGACAAGAAAGAGAUGGUUCUUGAAGACAUUAACCUUUGACUGAAGCACCUUUGUUUUCAAGAGUGUACUUUUGUGAAGGUUCUUGCGAUGUUAAAGGUUCUUUAUAGAACCAAAAGGUUCUUCUAUGGCAUCGGAGAACCUUUUGAAGCACCUUUGAUGUUCCAAACCUCACCGUUUGUGAGCUGAUGUCGGUCUAAAGAAAUGGGAGUUGACAUGAAACACAAGCAGACAAAGGAACAGAAAUCCAACAACACGUUAACUUGAUUUCAAGCCAGAGACGGAAAGACACGACUGAAGAAUUGUUCCGUGUAAAAGGGCCAUGUUUGUUUUAUUGACUUGUUUGGGUCAGGUCGCUGGUGUGGAGGCGUUCUUUAAGAGCAUGUGUCUUGUGUCUGGUUUUGCCUAUAGCCUGCGUGUUUCUACUUGCUCUCUGAAUGUGCGGCUUUCACUCGUGUGCAGGAAUAAUCUCAUUUCAAACGCCGUCGCUUGUUUUAUCGGUCUGGAGGAUGAAACGACUGCUGUAUGUCCAUCGGUAUGAAGUUAAUCCUCUCGUUUUUCUUUCCACAUUGCACUUUGCCAUUGAGUUCCACCGUCUUGAUUCUUUGAUUCUUCUGAGUGAGGAAUAAAGUUUACAUGCGAACAAGUACGAGCUAUGUCAAUUACACGUUUGGAGAAGACGUCUGUGUGGUUGGAAAGUGAUGGUUCCUACUGAAGCACGCUGCUUUGAGCUACUGUAGGUGAGGUUUCAAUGUGACAUGUACGUGUCGUGCGAGUAGACAUGCCUUACAGUUUUUCCUUUGUUUUUUAAGAAGAAGAAAAAAAGAAGUAAAUGGAUUGCAUAUUUGGAUUUUGUUACUCUCUCUUAUCUACAGACAAGUAAUGAAGGGGUGCAAAUAAACAUUUGAUAUGAAACCUGUACUGCUCGAUGUCAUCUUUCGUGUCUCCACCCGCAAAUAUUCAGUAAGAAAUAUUUGAAUGCACACGCAGUCAAUGAUGAACAAUUAUUAGUCCCAGCGCAUGAUUCAUUAUUGCAUUUAUAGUGGUGAAUCAUAGCUGAUUUCUUUAUUAUUAUUAGAACGCUGAUGCUGUUAUAUCUGGUGGUGAAUGUUUGACGGAUGAAACUGCAUUUUUCCCACACCAUUUUCUUUUUAAAACGGGGAAUGAAAGAAAACAAUCUUCACUGGACACAAGAAUGUAUGAAUGUGUUUACGUAUAUCAAUGUUACACUUGUUGUUAUUAGGGAUGUAACAUUAUCAAAAUCUCACUGUGCGGUAAUACCUCGGUAUACGUCCACGGUACGGUAUUUGGUGCAAUAUUUAAAAGACAAAUGAUGACUUGGAAACGUGCCAUAAGCAUCCUCUUUCUGUAUCCUCUAAUCAUAACUGUUGCUUAGAGGCACGAGUUAUAGUAUGAGAUGGGUCACAU
Molecule: messenger RNA, 5654 nt
Organism: Triplophysa rosa
Lineage: Eukaryota; Metazoa; Chordata; Actinopteri; Cypriniformes; Nemacheilidae
Gene: gpc6a
Product: glypican 6a
Exons: 10
Coding region: 333-2018 (561 amino acids)
Biological process (GO): regulation of protein localization to membrane; regulation of signal transduction; cell migration
Cellular component (GO): plasma membrane; cell surface; synapse
Source: RefSeq, a predicted model, not a curated record